AUGGCAUCAUCGAAACUUUUUCGAUACGAAAUUACCAAAUUUAGUAAUGGCAAAAACCAUCAUCAGAAAGUCAGUCACCCAAAAAUUAGCGACCCCAAAAUCUUACUGCGUAAAAUGCGCAGUAAAGACCCAAAAUUAGGCGCAUAUUAUUAUACUCAGACUCAAGCUCAACCAAUUAGCCUAUUGCAUCCCACCUCUUACCACCUUGAACAGACACAGCUGCGGAGUAAGCGAGGGCAGUCUACAAGUAACGAUGGUGCGCCUCCUACACCAAGCAAUUCUUUUACUAAUAAUAAUACAAUAGAUCCCGAAUCACCUGACAUAACUCAAGAUCUGGAUUUUGGUGAUCCAUCCUCCACCAUCAUGUCCCCACUAUCAAAUGCCUCUCCGAUCGGUUCGCCGUCUCAAAAUUCAUUUGAGCCUGACGAGUAUAUUGAUACUGGUUCUCAAUUUGGGGAAUCACCUGGGACACAACCAUCAAUCUAUUCUCCUGGUCCAGACAAUACAGAUUUCUACUUUGACACCGCAGACUUCUCGACCAGUGCCCCUGCAAGUGCAAUAGAUGUAAAGACAAUAACUGCCCAGAAAUUCUUUAAUAAUCGAACACACAAUAAUAGUAAUGGAUUUGCAAGUCAAUAUCCGGUAAGCAUGUCACUGCCUGUCACGCUCAAUCAAGCGGCGGGCACCGAAUGGUUUGGCACUAGUUUGGAUCAAUCGAGUGGAUUCGCAGGCGCACAUCCUUCAUCCCUACAAUUCCCCAGCGGUGAUAUGCCACCAAUCUUGGGUAAUGAUUUCUUGCAAGAAGAGGAGAAUGCUGAGAAGCGUGCUCUGCUGAAUGAGAAACGACGUAAGCGACGAGAAUCACAUAAUGCUGUUGAGCGACGUCGCCGGGAUAAUAUAAAUGAAAAGAUUCAAGAACUCUCGACAUUAUUACCUGACCUGUACAACGAUUCGGCCAAUAAACCAAAUAAAGGAGUGAUCCUACGCAAAUCAGUUGAUUAUAUUCGUGACCUCAAAAAGAUUGUUGAUCAACAAGGUGCACGAAAUCAAGAAUUGGAAGCGUUGGUUCGUGAUCUUCAGAGUAAAAUGAAUGCAAGUAGUCUGGACGGCACAUCUGGCGGAUGA
Ambispora leptoticha is the source of this 1125-nucleotide messenger RNA. The record is from the annotation of a GenBank genome assembly. NCBI's taxonomy places the organism in Eukaryota, Fungi, Glomeromycota, Glomeromycetes, Archaeosporales, Ambisporaceae.